This is a messenger RNA of Auxenochlorella protothecoides, 297 nucleotides long. RefSeq lists its product as hypothetical. NCBI's taxonomy places the organism in Eukaryota, Viridiplantae, Chlorophyta, Trebouxiophyceae, Chlorellales, Chlorellaceae. The record is from RefSeq and is a predicted model, not a curated record. The coding region runs from base 1 to 297 and encodes 98 amino acids. The transcript has 2 exons.
AUGCGUCUGCCACGGCCGUCAGUUCGGCGGCAGGACCCGUGGAGGCCUCUACAUAUGGUGCUGCCACAACCGACAGCACUGGAGCAAAGGCAGUCGCAGGCUGCACCUCCAGCACAGCAGCUUCCUCGGAACAGACUGAACUCUCUGAAGCAGGGAAGACCGCCGCAGAUGCCGGCUGUUCCACUGACUCCAGUGAGGCGUCACCUUUGCAAGGCCCAUCCCCUUCGCCCAGCCAAUCUCCCUCGCCCAGCCAAUCUCCCUCGCCCAGCCCCUCUCCCCUCCCACUGCCAGAUUUGA